GAAGAAGAAGAGAAAUCAGCUACAUCGCUGUCCACCUUAUCCACUUGUACCCCAAUCCCUUUGGCAAAAAACUUGUCACAACCCUUUGAUCCAAAAGUCGUCAAAUCCAAAACCGACCAAUGGACAACAACCAGCAACCACCUCCCUCCGCCGCCACCGGAAUCCCUCCUCCUUCUGGAACCACCAUCUCCGCCGCCGGAGGAGGAGGAGCCUCUUACCACCACCUUCUCCAGCAACAACAACAACAGCUCCAAUUGUUCUGGACCUACCAACGCCAAGAGAUCGAACAAGUUAACGAUUUCAAAAACCAUCAGCUCCCACUCGCUCGGAUCAAGAAGAUCAUGAAAGCCGAUGAAGAUGUUCGUAUGAUCUCCGCCGAAGCACCGAUCCUCUUCGCUAAAGCUUGUGAGCUUUUCAUCCUCGAGCUCACCAUCAGAUCUUGGCUUCACGCUGAGGAGAAUAAACGCCGUACGCUUCAGAAGAACGAUAUCGCUGCUGCCAUUACUAGGACCGAUAUCUUCGAUUUCCUUGUCGAUAUUGUUCCCAGAGAUGAGAUUAAGGACGAGGCCGCCGUGCUCGGUGGUGGGAUGGUGGCUCCUCCUACCGCGAGUGGCAUGCCUUACUAUUAUCCGCCGAUGGGGCAACCAGCUGUUCCUGGAGGGAUGAUGAUUGGGAGACCGGCUAUGGAUCCGAGUGGUGUUUAUGUUCAGCCUCCGUCUCAGGCGUGGCAGAGCGUUUGGCAAACGUCGGCGGGGACCGGAGAUGAUGUCUCUUACGGUAGUGGUGGAAGCACCGGUCAGGGGAAUCUCGACGGCCAAGGUUAAAGCUCAGAGUAUUUCAGAUGAUGUGAGCUUACCCAGCUUGAAGACAGCAGAUAUUAGUCGACCUUGCCUUGAAUUUUGGUUGUGUCUAAUCGAUUAUGCCUGAAUUCAAUUUACCUUUACAUUUAAAAGAAAGAGUAAAUUAAACUCUUAUUCUUCUCUGUUAACUUAUAUGUUAUUGCAGCAAAACAGUCACUCGCUGCGACUUUGCCUAACUAUAUAUCUAGUGUGCAGUUUCUAAAUGUAUGCUUCUUCUUUUUUUUUUUUU
Capsella rubella is the source of this 1089-nucleotide messenger RNA. Its product is annotated as nuclear transcription factor Y subunit C-1. The transcript has 2 exons. Gene Ontology annotation, biological process: regulation of DNA-templated transcription. The record is from RefSeq and is a predicted model, not a curated record. Gene Ontology annotation, cellular component: nucleus. NCBI's taxonomy places the organism in Eukaryota, Viridiplantae, Streptophyta, Magnoliopsida, Brassicales, Brassicaceae. The coding region runs from base 120 to 824 and encodes 234 amino acids. Gene Ontology annotation, molecular function: DNA-binding transcription activator activity, RNA polymerase II-specific; protein heterodimerization activity; DNA binding.